Messenger RNA from Porites lobata, 6370 nucleotides. The record is from the annotation of a GenBank genome assembly. NCBI's taxonomy places the organism in Eukaryota, Metazoa, Cnidaria, Anthozoa, Scleractinia, Poritidae.
CUACCAAGAGAAGUUUUUAUAGGGGCUCUUACUUAUCGCACCUGCCACGCCCUCAAGCUUAGCAUGAGUGAAAGUGUCAAAGUGAUUGUUCGUUGUAGACCCCUGAAUGAAAAAGAACGAGAAAUGAACACGAGACUUGUGAUAGAAACUAACUCCUUAUUGCAUCAGUGCAGCAUCCAAAGGUCUGGAGAUGAUACCAAAUCAGCCAAGAACUUUACAUUUGAUGGAGUUUACGGCAUUUCAAGUAGCACAGAGGUGAUUUAUUCUGAAAUUGUACGUCCAAUUGUUAACGGCGUCGUUGAAGGAUACAAUGGUACUGUGUUUGCAUACGGGCAGACAUCGUGCGGGAAGACAUUUACAAUGGACGGUAUUCAAACCCCUUCGGCACAAAAGGGAAUCAUCCCUCGAUGUUGUGAACACAUUUUGAGCAGUACACGCCAGCGCAGUCUGGAAAAACAUAAUAAUUAUCUACUUCGCGUGUCAUACCUGGAAAUAUACAAUGAAGAAAUCCGAGAUCUGCUAGUCAAGGAGUAUAAGUACAAGCCUGAAAUUAAGGAACGCCCAGACAAAGGAAUUUACGUCAAGGGUUUAUCAAGCAUAACUGUUGAUAGCUACGAGGAUAUAAGGGAGAUCUUAAAAUCAGGGCGUAAGAAUCGGUCAGUAGGUUCAACUUUCAUGAAUGCUGAUUCAUCUCGGUCUCAUUCGAUCUUUACCAUCGACCUCGAGGCCUGCCUUUGUUCUGGUCCAGGCAAAAAGGAGGUCUAUCGCACAGGCAAGCUCAACCUGGUAGAUCUGGCUGGAAGUGAGCGUCAGAGUAAAACUGGUUGUACUGGCGAACGGUUUAAAGAAUCGACGAAAAUCAAUUUGUCAUUAUCGGUUCUCGGGAAUGUCAUAUCGUCCUUGGUCGACUGCAGAUGUACACAUAUUCCUUAUCGUGACUCAAAACUAACGAGGCUUCUGCAAGACUCGUUAGGUGGAAACUCAAAGACUUUGAUGAUUGCCUGCAUAAGUCCUGGGGAGAAUAAUUAUGAAGAGACCUUGAGCACUCUGAGAUAUGCUGCCCGUGCAAAUAGUAUUAAGAACAAGCCAAAGAUAAAUGAGGACCCAAAAGAUACGAUUUUAAAGAAGUAUCAUGAGGAGAUACUACAGCUGAAAAGGAUCAUUGCGAAGGAAAUUCCUGUCCCCAGCCAGUUGGUUGCUGAGUUGAGAGGUAAGCCUAUCAAGAUCAGCAGUUUGAUGAUAGAUAGCUUGAGAAUCUUUCCCAGCAGUUUUUGCCAUAAGCUGAACUGUCUCAUGGCAAUUAUCAAAAAUAACUUCUUGAAGGGAGCCAAAACAAUAUACUUGUUAAACGUUUUUCUCUCGUUGUUCUGGUCACUCUAUAUGAACAGGAAAAAGUUUUCAGCUCAAGGGGAAAAAAACUGUCAUGAAAAACUUUCUUUAUUUUAUCUUAUUUUAAAUCAAAAAUGAAAUUGAUUUAAAAUCGUUUGGGACAUUUCGUUAUUUUAUCUUAUUUUUAAAAAACUAAUUUAUUUUUAUUUAUUCCUUUUUUUUCUUUUCAAUUCGUACGUGGUUCUAAAAUAUAGAAAUAUUAAAAGAUAGCAAAACUUGAGCUCAGUAGUGAACAAGUGAAUGAUUUUGCCCAUCAUAUAAAGCACUGGGUUCUGUGGACAGCCCGCACACCUGGUACGUGUUUGGCCGGAAUGUCAUGGGCCCAUUUCUGUCAAGAGUUUUUUGCUUGUCGCAACACUCGCAAAAUAAGGAUUAUUUCACUUUUCUUACCACAACAGUUUCCUAAUAAGGUCUUUGUGACUAAGGAGCAAAAAGUCCCAUGCGUCUUUGCAGAUCUAAUAAGAACGAAUUUGUUCUGAGCUCUGCACGGAGCCAUGAUCAACAACAUUUGUUCUGUACUUAGAAUUUUUAUAGAGCUCUCAACUAGAUCGUCUGGAAUGCAGGUAUCGAGGUGUUUCAAAUUUUUAUAGUAUUAAUUCAUUAGUUUAUAUUAUUUUACAGAAAUCAGAGAAGAAUCAAACGGCGCAUCGCUAAACUACGGUCGUUCUUUGACGAAGACGUGCGAGAAGGAAGAAACAAUUCAAACUUAUUUUUCAAGAGAGAUAAGUGUGAAGGGAAUUGAGACGCGUCACAUCGACUCUCAAAAACUUCACGUAAAAGCCUGCAAAGAGAAAGCUUCUCUGAAGAGAGAACUUGACGAUAUCCGGGCGCAGCUUAAAAUGGAGCAGAGAAAACUUGAGUUUGAAGAAAGGAAAAAUAAACUUGAGGAGCAUAAAACCGCUUUAAUGUUGCUAAGAGGGCGGAGGACAGUGGAUGGAGGUUGCAUGUUAGGCACGCGUAAAGAGGCUGACAACGAUCAUCAACGCUCAUCAGAAUUACGACAAGCUACGUAUUCUGGAGAUUUAUCAACACAAGUGACAUCAACAGAAAUGAAACGUUUACCUGGUUAUUCACCCUUGUGGGUAGAAAAACCAUGCUUAGAAUUUGAGAGAGCAGAAAAGGAAGCGACCUCAGUUUCGUCCCCAGCACGGGAAAGUCCCGUCAUGGUUUCGGUGGCAACGUCGACCGAUGAUUUAGAUGAACUGGUAAUUAAGACAGAUGUUGAUUUCAAACAUCAGAAACAUGAACAAGAACGAGAAAUGGAGGAAAACGACUGGAAUAUUCGAGAAAAUAUGUUAUGUCGACAAGAAGCCGAGGGCUGUUCCAGAAGUGUGUCGCCUCACAGUGAGGAAAAGAAGAGCUUUCCAAACGGUCAGAUUGUUUAUUCCAGUUCACUAGAUGAGGAGGUAAGACAAGGGCCGAGCGUUUAACCAACAAUUUAGACAUAUUUAAUUCAUAACGCAUGUCACGGAUUGUUUUUACCCUUAUACUUCAUUGAAAUUCAUCUCAGUAGAAGAUCGAUGAGUGACAUCUUUGUCAUUCUAGCUUAGUACGCAUUGAUGGACGUACUACUUGACUGGUAUAGUAAUUAGGAAAGCAAACGCUGACUGGAUAUAAUGACCCAUUUAUAAUUAUAAUAUAUAGAUUUAGCCUGGGCUAAAAGCGAAGCUCCUACUAACUCGAAUUUAUAAUUUAAAUCAAAUUGUAAACUUGUAUUCCACAAAUCAGUUAACUUUAGAGGACAUUCAUGUGACUUUUGACGGAAAGGCUAAGUAAUUUUAGAAAAAAAUAAUUUGCAAACAGUCCAAGCUAAGAGUGAAAUUAAUCUUACAUCGACUUGAUAGUCUUAUAUGUACACCUAAAAAAUAUAGCAUAGCCAUAAUGGUUCUUGAUCACAGUACAUUAGGAAAACAAAUCAGGCCGAAUUUUUUGCGUUCGAUAAGUUUAUUUCACAAAAUCUUGCCAACAAGUCUGGGGACCUGUAAACCAACCUUUUAUACUUUUUAUACAUCACAUCUGAGGUGAAAUAGUACCAUGAGUCGCUGUUUUUAUCAUACAGACCUCGGACAGAAUGCAGUAUUUCACAAUUUUGCAAUACAAAUUGCACUCAUUCAAUAUUCAGGACGAUCGAAGCACGCGUUAGCGAAACCGUUAAAAAUUUCCAAAAUCACCUAUACGGCGAGCCAGUUCUCACUUUUGACAAGCGCCAAUGUCGACUGUUUAAAUUAAGAUUAACACAGUUAUACGCUUCAACAUAAUGGCUUUAUAACGAUGUGUAAUCUUCAAAAGCGUUUGAUUUGGGCGGCAUUUUGGCUACUCCUGCAAUCUAUGUUCGUGAGCGACUGAAAACAAACGACAUAACAGCGACGAAAAUUGCAAAAGAGACUACUAACAAUCAAUAAAAGAAAAAGCAUUCGAUGAAACAUAUACAGAGGGAACAAUUUUCAUUCACGAAUACAAGUAUUAAAGGGUCUCUGAAAAUCGUUGUUUAUGGUUUAAGCCGGCUUCCAGGUGUUUGCGUUUUUCAAAGAUGAACUCGAGGCAAGAAAAUCGCUCAAAGCUUUCUUUUACAGCCAGAAUUAUAACUAAAUAUUCUUUGGAACGUUUUAUUUCUAUUUGCGGUGAGAAAAUGUCUGAAGGCUUUUUUAUCAAACCUGAUACUCGGUCAGAACAUUGUCUCAAAUCCAACAAACGUACAUAAACUAAAUAGCCCCAUAAACUACACUCGACUUCAUUGAAUUAGAUAUGAAAAACAAACAUCAAAUAAAAUAAUUAGUCAGGCUUACCAUUCGAGAUGCACUGAAAACUGUCAAGUAAGGCCAAAAUCGCUUCAGACUUUUCAACCCUCUUACGCAUCAAGCAAGGUGAAAAACGAAAACGAUGCCAUCCGAAAUCUUUGACAAGCGACGUAUUUCUCAACCAAAAACCCGAUAAACAAACUAGCCAUGAAUAACAGAAGACUCUUGAUAGCAGCUGGAUUUCAUUUUGUACAAUGUUCAGUGGGAAAAGAGAGUUAAAAACAUCACAAGUUGACAAAAAAACUCUGUCAGCUUCAGCUGUCAAAGUAAACAAGUUUCAAGAUGCUUCAUAAAUUUUCCGCAUGAACUCACCAGUCAAAUUUUGACCAAUCAGAACAUAAAAAUUGGACGUAGAGCGUGACCAACGCGUGACCUUGGUGAGAAAAGUCAAAAACAAUUGGCAUGUCUUCCCUGCCUGUAAAAACUGGCUGAAUCUUAGCUUGCGAGCUCAGUUUGAAAUCAAAAUUUUAAUUGUGCGACACAUAUAAAACACAACGUAUUUCAUAUGAAUUGAAAAAAUUAAACUUGAGCCUGCAACCAUUUGAAAACUAGUAACUUGUCAGCGAAUAACUUCAAAAAAUACUCGACCUCGAUGGGUCUACACCUGAGCCCGCGAUACGGUCAGGUGAUACUGGUCUGCGGGACCCUGUUUUGACAACUGUCAAUUGAUCACAACAUUGAUGUGCAAUAUGUGUGCAAUAUCAGUCUUCCUGUGCUCCCAAGCUAGCUAGAAAGUGUGGGAUUGAACAUUGGUUUCCCUGUGGUGCGCACGGACGGGCAGCGGGCGGGCUGGCGGUGUACGGUCACGUGAUUACCAAAUUUCCUGGGAUGGGUAGAUUUACUUACCCAUGGUGCUCCGCAGGCGCGCUUCGCGCGCCAGAGCUCCGCUAUCAUUUUUGUCAGGUCAUAUGAUAAUACUCUAGAGAAUUGUUUCUUUCAAUUCACUUUCUAAUUCACGUGCAUAUGUACGCAUGAUUCCUGAAAACACAGAGGGUCAGUUUUCCCUGGGACUCUGAAUAUUGGGAAAUCAAAACAUACAAGCUAAAGAGGUGUAUUACGCUCUGACGUAACGACUGUCAGGGAGUAGGCUGUAAUACAAUUUCUUAAGGUACAAUUUAGAGGCACCAUUUGGCUACGGUAGCCCACGAAUUCAAUUAUCGCGAUACCUUUUUGUGGGGAAACUUUACACUAUUUGAAGGCAAAUUAUCCAAAAAUAAAUAGAUAACGAAAUAUCAGAGUCAUUUGCCUUUGCUUUUAUAGUUGAGUGUCAUGAGUGGGCUCUGGGUGGAUCGAGGGCGAUUUCUUAAAGUGUUAACUGCUCACCAUAACACGCCAAGAGAGGAUAAUGCUCUCUUAAACACAUAAACUUGUUGCAAAGUCGAAAAAGACAUCUCGGAGAUCAGGCAAUCUGUGGUUCGAGCUCUUGAAUUGCAGUCUCGAAGAGUGACUCAAAUCAACUAAGUUGUACUACCUGCACUUUACUGAAAGAUGUUAUACAAUCACCCAUUGUCAAAAAAAUCAAGAAUAAUAAGGUGCCACAAGUCAACGGUCAAGUCUCUUCACAACUAGCACCUUGGGGGUAGAGGUGUGUGGCAUUUUAGUGUCCGUCGGGUCGACUUAAUAUAUGGUCUUAAUAUAGGGAACUUAAUCAAUGACGACGGCGACGGCAACGAUAACGGCAAAAAGGCAAUAGGUUUGGAUUAGCUAAACAACAACUUUGCACGUGUAGCACACUUUUUUGUACAUUUCUUUCUAGUCACUGGACUAAUACGACGUAAAACUGCCUAAUUUCAUGUUCUAUGGUGGCCUUGAAAACAAGACAACAACUUUCUUUUGUUUUCCUGAAAUUCGAUAAAGUCCUUUAGAGCUCAGUCGGCUCCAGAAAAAAUUGCCAACAUUUGACAAAUUUAACGAGAUGGAAUAAGCGCGAUAAAGUUUAAAGCAGCGCGAUUCAUCUCUCAAGUGACGUUUUCGUAGUCCUCGCCGUCGUUGUUUCUUAAACUCCCAAAUAUAGGUUGGACCGUAAUUUUGACCAAAACGUCUUACACCACAUGUUAUUUAUCAAUCUUUUUGCUGUCUUUCAGGGUCCAGUGAAUUUUGGUCUUUGCUGUCUCUGUCCUGAAAAGUCCUUUUUCGGCGAGAGAAUUGAAGAGUUCUUAGGGCAUAAGCAGAAACACUCUUAA